Nilaparvata lugens (brown planthopper) is the source of this 4171-nucleotide messenger RNA. RefSeq names its product AP-3 complex subunit delta-1 (gene garnet). Gene Ontology annotation, cellular component: membrane coat; endosome membrane; terminal bouton. The transcript is spliced from 22 exons. NCBI's taxonomy places the organism in Eukaryota, Metazoa, Arthropoda, Insecta, Hemiptera, Delphacidae. Bases 318 to 3818 code for a protein of 1166 amino acids. Gene Ontology annotation, biological process: protein targeting to vacuole; neurotransmitter receptor transport, postsynaptic endosome to lysosome; synaptic vesicle membrane organization. The record is from RefSeq and is a predicted model, not a curated record.
AGCUGUUCAAAUGAUGAACGCCGAAAGAGGGUGUUGACUUCGUUUUCUCUUUUCUCUUCUCUGUCACUCUGUCUCUGUUGAGUUGUGUGUGGUUCAGAGUUUAGAGUUCUAGCCUAAUAAUUUUCUGUGAGGAGUGAUUAGAAUAUUAUUUUAAUAGGCCAGUGAAAAUGUAAUUAUUUUUCUCUUAAUCUGUUAUUUUUAUUUUAAGAUGAUUGUUUACAGUCAAGUUGUUCUUUCAGUGAUUACAUAACAAGCCUAGAAUCUUGAGUUUACUAUUUUCUCUGUAGGCCUAGUGCAGACUCUUCUUGACAUCUGGUAUGGCUCUAAAAAAGGUUAGAGGUAACUUGGAACGGAUGUUUGAUAAAAAUCUGACUGACUUGGUGCGUGGUAUAAGGAACAAUAAAGAUAAUGAGGCAAAGUAUAUUGCGCAGUGUAUCGAAGAGAUCAAACAGGAGUUGCGUCAGGAAAACUUGGCCGUCAAGGCUACGGCUGUUGCCAAACUCACCUAUCUCCAAAUGCUCGGCUAUGAUAUGAGCUGGGCUGGCUUCAAUGUGAUAGAAGUUAUGAGUUCUUCCAAAUUUACCUAUAAAAGGAUCGGCUAUCUCGCAUCCUCACAGAGCUUCCAUUCUGAAACUGAUCUGUUAAUGUUGACAACGAACAUGAUGAGGAAAGACCUGAACAGCCAGAACCAGUACGAUGCGGGUCUGGCUCUUAGCGCGCUGUCCUGCUUCAUCUCGACGGACCUGGCGCGUGACCUUGCCAACGACAUCAUGACCUUGCUCACCUCCACCAAGCCCUACCUGCGCAAAAAGGCCGUGCUCAUGAUGUACAAAGUCUUCCUGCGCUUUCCCGAGGCGUUGCGACCCGCUUUUCCGCGCCUCAAGGAAAAACUCGAGGACCCCGACUCGGGUGUUCAGUCGGCCGCAGUCAAUGUUGUCUGCGAGUUGGCUCGCAAAAACCCCAAAAACUACCUUAGUCUGGCGCCCGUCUUCUUCAAACUCAUGACAACCUCCUCCAACAACUGGAUGCUCAUCAAGAUUAUCAAACUGUUUGGUGCAUUGACCCCUCUUGAACCCCGGCUUGGUAAGAAAUUGAUAGAGCCCUUGACCAACCUCAUCCACAGUACUUCAGCGAUGUCACUUUUGUAUGAAUGUGUCAACACAGUUAUAGCAGUUCUCAUAUCAAUAUCGUCGGGAAUGCCGAACCACAGUGCAUCAAUUCAGCUAUGCGUACAAAAAUUGAGAAUUUUGAUAGAAGACUCUGAUCAAAAUUUGAAGUAUCUAGGCCUAUUGGCAAUGUCAAAAAUCUUGAAAUCACACCCGAAAUCGGUUCAAUCGCAUAAGGACCUAGUCAUGCAGUGCCUUGAUGAUAAGGAUGAGUCUAUUCGACUGAGAGCGCUGGAUCUGCUCUAUGGAAUGGUUUCAAAGAAAACACUAAUGGAAAUAGUGAAAAAGCUUAUGCUUCACAUGGACAAAGCAGAGGGCACUACCUACAGAGAUGAACUCUUAUCCAAGAUAAUUGAUAUAUGCUCGCAGAAUAACUAUCAAUAUAUAACUAAUUUUGAAUGGUACGUGAGCGUGCUGGUGGAGCUGACCCGAAUGGAGGGCACCCAGCACGGGCCACUGGUGGCCGCCCAGAUGCUGGAUGUGGCGGUGCGCGUGCCGGCCAUCAGGGCGUUCGCCACCCAGCAGAUGGCGCUGUUGCUGGACAAUGCGCAUCUCCUCACCCAGCCCGGAUCCAAAAUGGCUGACGUGCUCUAUGCGGCCGCCUGGAUUUGCGGAGAGUUUGCCCUAGAACUGGACGAAGCAGAGGCGACGCUGUCGGCGAUGCUGGGCAGCCGAGUGACGGAGCUGCCCGGCCACAUCCAGGCCGUCUACGUGCAGAACAUCCUCAAAGUGCUGACUGUGCUGCUGGCCAAGGCCGAGCCAGAGGUGGCAGCGCGCUGCUGUCGCACCGUCACCGACCGACUGCCGCACUUCGUGUCCAGUGCCGAUCUUGAAGUGCAGGAACGUGCCAGUUCAGCGCUGCACCUGGUGGAGUUUGUGAGCUCGCAGCUAGAGGGGGGCGUCGACGUGCGAGUUAUGGCUUGUGAGAUGGCCGCCCUGUUUGCCGGCGAGUUGAAUCCUGUCGCGCCAAAGGCUCAGAAGAAAGUGAAAAUCCCAGACGGCCUGGAUUUGGACGAAUGGAUCAACGAUCCUCCCGAAUCAUCGGGCGAAGAGGACUUUGAAGAGGACGACGAAGAUGUGAAAAGGACACUUGGUCCGGUCACCGACCUCUUCGUCAAGAACCCCUCCUCCCUUGAACCGCGUCCCCCUCCUGAGCCGACUCAAGAGGAGAUGUUGAAGAUAAGAGAGGCACGCAAGCUGGAGCAGGCCAUGAACCCAAACUAUCUGAAGCCGUCUAGUAAUAAUAGUAACAUCAAUGACGUCACCAGCGACAUUCCCGUUGCUCAGAUCGAACUGGAUGUGCCGCUCAAGAUCAAAGGACUGACGUCAUCAGAUAAAUACCUGUCAAAGAAGAGCGACAAGAAGAACAAACGCAAGAAGAAGAAAAAGAAAAAGGGUGCGCUGGAUGAGGAGUCUAGCUCGGACGAGGGGGGGCUGGAGAUGAACAUGGAGGUGCAUGUGAUAGGGGGGAUCGGGGAGAUGCCGGAGGGCGCCCAGGACUCGGAAGGGGAGAGCAGCGACAACCAUGACCAGAAUGACCCACACAGGGCGCUCGACAUCAACUUGGAUGAACCACUAAGAGACGAAGAAAAACUACCUGUGAUUGAACAUAGACUUCCAGUUGAGAAUAGUAACAACAAAUCUAAACAUUCCAAGAAGAAAAAAAAGAAGGAAGCCACCGUAGAAAGAAAUUCUAGUGAUUACCAAGAAGUGCCGUUUUGGUCGAAACCUGUCAAGGAGAAAAAAUCAUCAAAGUCGAAAAAAAGUAAAAAGUCUAGUGAAAAUGAAGACAAGCCAAAGAAACAUAAGCAUUUUUCCAGUAAAACUAAAAAAGAAAAGCGAUCAAAAUCCAACGUAGAUGAACUAGUAAAAUUGAAAGAUGGCUACGAGGAGGCCAUGGGAAUUUCGACACCUUCGAAAGAGAUGCUCUGUCUGUCCUCUGCGUCUCCCGCUAAUCGCCUCGCCAGUGAUAAAGUAUUGACUGUGGAGUAUGAAGUUAGAUCGGAGAAUGAACAGAAGCAAGGACGGGCUGUGGUCUCGUUAAUGAUAAUUAAUCACAGCAUGAAUCCUGUCAAAGAUAUUGAAAUGUGUGUUUCCGAAUCUGCUGAUAUUCAUCUUUUAGAUUCUAACGGCUCACGUACAAUGAGCCUCCCAUUAGGAAUUACGUUGAGACCCGGUGGAUAUGAACAGUGCCUAGUAAAUAUUCAAGUUAUGAAUAUAACUACAGCUCAGAAAUUACGAGGAACAAUUUCUUAUAUUCAACAGGGUGACGACGGUUCGUCGCAAGAUAAGAUGGACUUUUGGUUGAGGGUGAACGUGUCGGCGUUCCUGUCGACUGUGAUCAGCAACUCGGAUGCCUACUCUGACCUCCUCUCCAGCGGCCAACUUGUCCAUUCUGCAAACCUAAACCUUAGGCCUGUCGUCAAUAAAGAUUUCCCUCAGGUGUUAACGUUACUGUGCAGUCGAUGCAAGCUGGGCAUCGUGGAGCAGAUAGAAAGCAGCGCUUCGCUCUACUGCUGGACAGAGCAGGGUCAUCACGUGUGUCUGCUGCUCAAGUCGGAGCCGACCCAUCUGCUCAUCGAAGGCCGCACCAACAACAAACCGCUGCUCUUUGCGCUGCUGGCCGAAAUCGAAGCCUUCUUUGCAACCUGACCUACCAUCCUCAUCCUCAUCAGCCUAUUCCAUCAACAAGUCUCUUCAACAUCGAUUUGUAUUAUGGUAUCACCACUACACAGUCCUGAGUUUCAGUCGAUUUUUCAUAAUUAUAAACUUAAUGUUGAAUGUUUCCUAACGAGUAUGAUAAUCAUAAUCAUAAUCAUCAGUGGUGAGAAGGAAGAAGAAGAAGGAUGAUAAGCAAAAGAAGAUGAGAAAGUGAUGGGAAGCGAUUCUCUUCUCUUUCUCUCCAACUUUCUUCUCCUGUUCUUUUCCCACCCCUUCUCAUAUUGAUCAGCAUUAUUAUUAUGUUGAAAUCUACUUACAAAAUUGGGUUCUGAUUAUUGUCUUUC